This is a messenger RNA of Lycium ferocissimum, 914 nucleotides long. Its product is annotated as dirigent protein 22-like. The record is from RefSeq and is a predicted model, not a curated record. Lineage: Eukaryota; Viridiplantae; Streptophyta; Magnoliopsida; Solanales; Solanaceae. The transcript has a single exon. Bases 62 to 661 code for a protein of 199 amino acids.
AUGGAGUACUAUCAACACUACUAUAGUACUAUAAGUUCCAAAUUAUAACAAACAUUCCACCAUGUCCAAAACAAGCUUCCAAAAGCUAUCUUCUACCCUCAUGAUCCUUCUAGUUUUCCUUUCACACCUUCUAACCACCCAUGGAAGUUCUAAAUCCCAAUUAGAUUUUUCAAGAAAAUUGCCAAAGAAAGCAAUAAGACUAAAGAGGUCAAAAACCAUUAGCCACCUUCAUUUCUACUUCCAUGACAUACUUAGUGGGAAAAACCCCACAGCUGUUAAAAUAGUUGAGGCCAAUAUGACAAAAAAUUCAGCAACAAAAUUUGGUUCUAUGGUCAUGAUGGAUGACCCUUUAACCAUUGGACCAAAACUAAGUUCCAAACUUGUGGGAAGAGCUCAAGGGAUUUAUGCACAAGCAUCACUUAAUGACAUUGCUUAUUUAAUGGUUCUAAAUUUUGCUUUUGUUGAUGAGGGUGACUAUAAUGGUAGCACGUUAAGCGUUUUGGGUAGAAAUAAGGUCUUGUCUAGUGUCAGGGAGAUGCCUAUUGUUGGUGGAACUGGAGUUUUCAGGUUUGCUCGUGGCUAUGCUCUGGCAAAGGCUCAUGCUUAUGAUCCUAAAACUGGCAAUGCUGUUGUUGAGUACAGUGUUUUUGUUGUUCAUUAACGAAAUAAUAAUAAUCAGAUUCUCUAUCAGAACUCCAAAGUUAAGUCCAAAGUUAAGUGUUUCGGAUGGUCAUGUCAGGGAGAUAAGUAUUGUUAAAGGAACUGAAAUUUUCAAAUAUUAUUGGAAUGAAUGACCCUGAAAAGUUAUGAUGUUGUAAUUUGUAUCCCUAAAACAAAGGAAAUGUGUAAUUUAAGAUUUGCUCUUUCGUUUUGGCUUUUUAUGACAAUAAUAAUGUUUUCAACUUUGUUGGGCC